Erpetoichthys calabaricus (reedfish) is the source of this 2063-nucleotide messenger RNA. RefSeq names its product KIAA1328 ortholog. NCBI's taxonomy places the organism in Eukaryota, Metazoa, Chordata, Cladistia, Polypteriformes, Polypteridae. The transcript is spliced from 11 exons. The coding region runs from base 95 to 2035 and encodes 646 amino acids. The record is from RefSeq and is a predicted model, not a curated record.
GCUUUUAUUUUGAUACACGUUCACUCGGACACCGGAAGUGACUUCUGCAAGGCAGGUUCUGGUGGCUGGCGGGGGGAGUGGCGGUUUAUUCAGAAUGGCGAACUUUGUGGACCAUGAUGAGACGUUAGGCCCUUAUUGGACUAAAGACACUUCUGAUGAGGAGCAGCCCAUGGUUUUUAUUGCAGGCUUGAUGACCUCAGGAACAUUACAAAUGCAGAACAGGGCAAAGAACUGCAAAGCAGAUGACAAAAAGAAAGUUGCUCAUCAUACCCCAAAUACUUUGUCCUGUAUGUCCUUCAAGAAAGCUCAGGUGAAGAAUACUGCUGUUGAGCAGGUUUCCUCAGAAAAGGCAAAAAAUCGGAACCCUUCCUUCAAAGACCUCUGUCAAGAAGACAAGCGACGCAUUGCAGUCCUCAUUCAGGAGCUUGCCAGACUGAGCGAAGAAAAAGAAGAGAGUGUGGAACGUUUCAAAGCGGAACAAGAGUCAUUUGAAAAGAGAAUACAGCAGUUGGAGAAGCAGAACAAACUAAUUGAACAUGAAAGGGAAGCUCUGCGACAGCAGUACAAAGAAUGCCAGGAGUUACUGGCAUCAUAUCAACAGUACUUGACUGAAGAGCAGGAGAAACUGAGCCACUCCAUCUCUCAGGCUCGUCUGGGACGCACACCUCUUACACAACUAAGUCAACCAACAUCUCAGACUCUUCCGGUCAGCAUAACAAUAGAACAUCUGUCUUCUCAGAGUGACAAGUUAUACCAGUCCAUGAACCAAGCAAGACCAAUGGACAGUUUCCAUGGACAACAAGAUAAGUUACUCCCUCUGUCAGGAGUGCUUCAAGAGCAGCCAUUUCAUGCUAGCCAUCAAGAUUGCACAACUGUGAAGCAACCAAAAGACUCCAAGCUUCAGUGCUACGAGGUCAAUGAGACACCCAAGGCUUCUCUUACAAGUAAAAUAUCUUCUCAGCUGCCUAAUGCAACCUUAGAUGGUUCAUACAUAGACCAUGUUUCAUCUAAGACAGUAGCGGCGUUUGGAACGAAGCAACAAAGUACUCCUGGAAUGCAGAAAAUCAGCAUGUCAGGGUUGCAUAGUCAGUCUUCAGUACUUUGCACUGGAACUGAACAAGAAAACAAUGAUGUCAUCAGCUUGAUGCAUCAUGAUAAGAUUCCUGUAGUACAAAUGGAGACACUACAUGAAUGCAUAAAUAAGCAUGAGGAGGCCUGUCAAAUUGGUGGAAGUUUCAGAGUACCAGAUCCUCUAAUGGAGGUUCAUCCUUCUUCCCAUGAAGCUUGUGAUUUUAGCAGUGAAGUUGUGGAAACUAGAUGUGGUCAAUUCCAGAAGACUAAAAUGGGGGAGAGAAGGCAAAAACUACUUCAGCAAAAACAGCAGCUGGAAAAGCAGAAAGAGCAACUUCAGGUGAUGCUUGCUCAACAAGAAGAAAGGCUUCUUCAGCAUCAGCAGAAUCUGUGGCAAAAUCAUCUGGAUUUUAAGAGAUGUUGUGACUCUGCCAUUGACCUUGAAGAAAUAAUUGCUAAAGUUCCAUUUGCUGAGAAAGAAAAAAUGCAUCAAAAGACCUUAGGAUCAAUUUCUAGCAGAAGGAUGUUUGUAUCACCAAUAAAGAGCCCUCCUGGUCCCAUGUCUCAGGAUAGGCAGAAGAUACAGAGUCCAACACACAAGUAUUACAGAAGAGGAGGAUUGCAGUGUGGAACAGAGUUUCUUUCAAGUGAAAAUGUCUUGCCCAAGGCAAAAGGCUCUUGCUCUGUUUUCAGAAAAAAAUUUGCUACUCCUCCAGUUCCACUGAUUGCUCCUACAGUAACCUACCCUCAGCAACCAAACAAUGGUUGUGACACAUCACUUAUUGAGUUAUUAAACUCAUUGAGUCCUAUUUCCAAAUCUGUCCAAAGAAGGACUGUAGCUGCACAACAACCCAUGGAAGGCUCUGGGCGUACCUGCUCAGCUCCAAGAUUCCUUCAUGAAGAGGAAGAUGAGACAGAUUUUCAGGAGAGCCAAAUCUUGGAAGAUAUCUUCUUUAUUUGCUGAUGGGUAGCUUGUGAUUUCCCCAACAGUA